Molecule: messenger RNA, 1325 nt
Organism: Paraglomus occultum
Lineage: Eukaryota; Fungi; Glomeromycota; Glomeromycetes; Paraglomerales; Paraglomeraceae
Source: the annotation of a GenBank genome assembly
AUGGCACGAAGAACCAUCUCUCCACAACACUUUUAUCAGAAUAGAAUUCUGGAUCAAUAUGCAUAUCAAUCUGCGAAAACUAUAACGCUUCGUCAGCUAGUGUUUUUUGGAAGGAACCUAAACGAGGAUAAACUAAUACAAAGUGGCAACUAUGUGAGAAAGGAACUCCCCGUGAGACUUGCUCACAGAAUACGUGACUUUCAAAAUCUUCCAUUCAUAGUCGGUACCAACUCUUUUAUUUCUACUGUUUACGAGUUAUAUUGGUCAGCAUUUGAUCGACUACGCAGUUUUCCUGAAAUAAAAACUAUCGAGGACAACCAUAUGUUUUGUGAGACAUUGAAGGGUCUUUUACGCGAACAUCUUGUCGUGCUUCCGCAAUUGGCAAGAGGAAUGAUGGAAUGCUCUAAUCACAUAUCGCAAGCGUUAAUAGAUAGAUUCAUGUAUACUAUGCUACGUUCUCGCAUAUCAAGAAGAGUGUUGGCUGAGCAGCAGAUCGCCUUGACUACGAACUGGAACAAGUAUGGACAUAGUGGAUUCUAUUCCGAUGGGUGUAUCGGUGUUGUUAAUACGAAAUGCAAUGCAAGGGAUACUGUGGAAAGAUGUGCAACCGUGACAAGAGAUGCAUACCGUACUUACUAUGGAGUCGAACCUCCCGAAGUUGUGUUUGAUGGCCGUGAGAAUGUCGUGUUUACCUAUAUUCCAGAUCAUAUAGAGUACGUCCUGUAUGAACUGCUGAAGAACUCUAUUAGGGCAACCAUCGAAACGUAUUCUCCAGAGGUUGUUAAUGGUGUAAUGGAGGACAUGGGAUCGGAUACAAAAGCCCCGGAGGCUACGCAGGAUACCAACGAAACGAAGGAAGUGCAAGCUACUUCUUCAUUUGCUCAACCGUCUUCUCGUCCUCACUUUGCACAUGAAACGACUCCUCGUUCGCGUCCACUUGCGCCUUCCGCUACUUUAGCGUCCAAAACACCGUCCUAUCCACCUAUACGCGUGACGGUCUCUUCAUCUUCUACCGAUGUGCACUUCCGUAUCUCGGACCAAGGAGGCGGAAUUCCCGAAUCCAUAUAUCCGCAUAUCUGGUCAUUUCCUUCUUUGAAAUUCAAGAAAUUCACCAAUCUCGACAAAGUAUCUCAGAUGGCUGCUACUUUGAGAGAAAGACAGGAGAAAAUCAUUCACCCAAUGCUGAAAUUAGGCAUUGGUUUGCGUAUGAGCAAAGUUUACUGCGAGUAUUGGGGGGGAGGCUUGACAGUAUUUAGUAUGGAUGGGUACGGGACGGAUGCCUAUAUUAAGAUUACAAGAUUGGGAAACAAGGAAGAGAAUAUAGU